This is a messenger RNA of Serpula lacrymans var. lacrymans S7.9, 2179 nucleotides long. RefSeq lists its product as uncharacterized. The record is from RefSeq and is a predicted model, not a curated record. NCBI's taxonomy places the organism in Eukaryota, Fungi, Basidiomycota, Agaricomycetes, Boletales, Serpulaceae. Gene Ontology annotation, biological process: spliceosomal tri-snRNP complex assembly; mRNA splicing, via spliceosome. The transcript has 11 exons. Gene Ontology annotation, cellular component: U4/U6 x U5 tri-snRNP complex; U4 snRNP; precatalytic spliceosome. Bases 114 to 1748 code for a protein of 544 amino acids.
AGUGAUCAGGAACUCUUUCGGCCAUUUGUACUUAUAUUAUAAACCGUCUACCCCCCCAAGUCUACGUCAUUUGUCGUAGAUAAAUACUAUUUAUCACCUAAUAUCUUGGAAAUAUGAGCGGUUUAGCGGACGAGCUCCUUGCCGACCUCGAUGGACUCUCAGACAAUGGUGAAGACUUCGAGGAGACAGAGAAUUCCCCCGCACCACCAACGUCUACCCCCGCUCCUCCAUCCAAUGGUCUGAAACGAAAAGCAUCUGAUGAGGCGGAAAUGUCUGAAGACGAGGGCGAGGGUGAAGGCGAAGGUGAAGCAAAUGCGGAAGCAGAGCAGGGAGGGUUAGUGCUCGAAGGAGGAGUGAAGCCUGCAGACGAACUGGACGUGGAAGAUGUACAGCAGAUGGAUUUGGGUAGUAUUGAGGAUGUAGGCUCUAUUGCGAAACUAGAUGGUAGCAAGCGGAUGGGGGAUACUCUGAAGGAAAUAGAAAAAUUCCAGGCAAACCCAAGUUCUGCAGAAGCAAUAUCAUUACCUGCUCAUAUGAAUCCGGAGUACAACUUGAUUGUGCAGGCGAAUAACCUUUCUGUGGAUGUCGAUAAUGAAAUAUUGGUGGUGCACAAGUUUAUUCGUGAUCACUAUGCCCCCAAGUUUCCCGAACUUGAACAGCUCGUCGCAGAUCCCGCUAUGUACAUCCGUUCCGUUCGAGUCCUUGCGAAUAACGAGGAUCCUACGAAAGUAGACCUUGCUGGAAUCCUACCUGCUGCCGUCAUCAUGAGUGUCCUUGUCACUGCCACUACAACGUCUGGACAAACACUAUCAGAUGCUCAAUGGACUGCCGUACAACGGGCAUGCGAUCUCGCCGACCGCCUUGAGGAAGCACGUAAAAAGAUAUUCAUGUACGUCAGCUCGAGAAUGAAUGUUCUCGCACCCAACCUAUCAGCUAUUGUUGGUACCACUACAGCUGCCAAGCUACUCGGUGUUGCAGGCGGUCUAGGCGCACUCGCAAAAAUGCCAUCAUGUAAUGUCCAUCUCCUUGGUGCACAAAAAAAGAUCGCUCUUGGAUUCUCGUCUGCAACGCAGCGACGGCACACAGGUUUCGUCUUCCAGUCUGACCUCAUACAGUCAACACCACCAGAAUAUCAGUUAAAGGUUCAACGUACGGUUGGCGCGAAGUGUGUUUUGGCAGCUCGCAUGGACUUGGAACGCACACGGAGAAACGGUGCUUACGGCGACGAGUUGAGAGAGAAGAUCGAGAAACACAUUGAUCGUCUAGCUGCUCCUCCCCCUGCAAAGGUAAUCAAGGCCCUUCCUGUGCCAAACGACGGACCCAAGAAACGACGAGGUGGUAAACGUGCCCGCAAAGCCAAAGAAGCCUACGCUCAGACCGAACUACGCAAACUACAGAAUCGCAUGGCGUUCGGUGAGGUUGAGGAAGAAGUUGGUGCCUUUGACCAGACAAAGGGGCUUGGAAUGAUUGGCGCUGGUACAGGAAAAGUGCGUGCGGGGAUGGGCGAAGCGAAAAGUCGCGCCAAGUUGUCGAAAGCGAACAAGCUUCGGACAGCGGCGCUUACGCGUGCGGCUCAGGCAGGUGGCACACAAACAUCGGGUACAGCGACAUCGCUCACUGUCACCCCUGUGCAAGGUUUCGAGCUGACAAACCGUGCGGCCGCUGCAGCACAAGUGAAGGAGGCAAACGAACGAUGGUUUGCGGCAGGAAGCUUUUCAUUUAUUGGACAAAAAGGUUCUACCGGUUAACUCAUGCUUUCUUCGUCGUACUACUGCAUAUAUUGUGAUAUUCGUAUGUUUUCAUUGUCCAAUGACUAAUCAUUAUCAAUAUGAUUGCAACAUGGUAAUACAGCGGAUGUUACUCCUGCUAGUGAUGUUUUGGUUAUAGAGUAAAAUGCGAUAAGUAUAUAUGAUGGAAAACGCAUGCAGAGCCCUGGAUGAAUGACGGAAAGGAGGCAAAUGGACAAUCUAACGCCAUAUCGCUUGAUUACUGCCCUGGAUGAGCAGUAGCUACCGUUUCGCCGGUGACAGCACUCUGUGAUACGUCAAUGAACCCAGCUUGCUUAGGAUCAGCCAUCUGACUCCGCUUCGACCGAUAAUCCCGAAUGGCGGAACGGAUAGCAUCUUCCGCAAGCACUGAUUUUACGGGUGGCAGACACAGUUCCUUUGCUAUCUCGGUG